This is a messenger RNA of Aegilops tauschii subsp. strangulata, 852 nucleotides long. Lineage: Eukaryota; Viridiplantae; Streptophyta; Magnoliopsida; Poales; Poaceae. The record is from RefSeq and is a predicted model, not a curated record.
AUGAGCCGCCGUUCCUCGCCAGCGCCGCUGGAUGACGGCGACCUCCUGGAGGAGAUCCUGCUCCGCCUGCCUCCUAAGCCGUCGUCCCUCCGCAGCGCCUCCCUUGUCUGCAAGCGCUGGCGUGGCAUCCUCGCCGACCGUCGAUUCGUCCAACGCUUCCGCAAGCACCACCGGAAGCCUCCUCUGUUGGGCUACUUCGUCAAAAAAUAUAAAGGGGCUAGCUUCACUUCGAUGUCAGACUUCACCCUCAUUACGAGCUCCAUCCCUCGUCUUCGCCACCUCAACCUCGUCUACUGCCGCCACGGUGUUGCCCUUUUUCUUGAUGCACUCUGCGAGAUCCUCGUGUGGAACCCCAUCACCAAUGUCCAGUGCCACGUGGCUUUUCCGCGGGGGCUCAACCAUGACCCGGUUUGCCGUGUCGAGACUGCCGCGGUGCUCUGCUCCGCCUCUGACAAUCUUCUGGUGCAGGGCGAAUUUAUGCUAGUAUUAGUUGGGUACUAUCCUAACCAAGCAAAGGCAUUCACAUGUCUCUACCAAUCCAAGUCUGGUUUAUGGGGAGAAAUUAUGUCAACACCGGCUCGAUGUUCAGUUUACAGGAACAGGACCAGCGUCCACGUUGGAAAUACACUUUGUUGGUUGCUUUAUACCACCGAAAUUUUUCAGUUUGAUUUUGAAAGGCAGACAUUUGCCGUGAUUGAAAAGCCGUCAGGCGCCUAUGCUGGCGUCAACUGCUGGCAUUUUCAGCCUUUACAAACAGAGGAUGGUGGCCUUGGCCUAGCCAGGCGCCACAAGAAGAUGAAGGUCUUGGAUCAAAGAAGUGACCCCUGCUACAUUGCUGAUGCUACAGACUGA